Messenger RNA from Cheilinus undulatus (humphead wrasse), 1255 nucleotides. It is a transcript of the gene stoml3b, whose product is annotated as stomatin (EPB72)-like 3b. Gene Ontology annotation, cellular component: plasma membrane. The transcript is spliced from 7 exons. The coding region runs from base 65 to 916 and encodes 283 amino acids. The record is from RefSeq and is a predicted model, not a curated record. NCBI's taxonomy places the organism in Eukaryota, Metazoa, Chordata, Actinopteri, Labriformes, Labridae.
AUUAGAUUCACUUCUCUCUUAACUGACUGUCUGAGAGCACUUCCUCUAUUACUUUUACCAGCCCAUGGAAAUGGAGCACCAUAUGGAGAGCGGAAAGAGGAGAGGCCAGAGCAAAGAAGAUUUAAUUUCUGAGCGGACAGGGUCUUUGGGAUGUGUUGGUUGGUUCAUCGUCAUUCUCUCUGGCAUCUUUACUUUCGCCCUGUUCCCCUUGACAAUCUGGUUCUGUCUCAAGAUUGUUCAGGAGUAUGAGCGUGCCGUCAUCUUCAGACUGGGUCGCAUCACAGACAGAAAGGCUAAAGGACCAGGAAUUUUCUUUGUUUUGCCAUGCACUGACUCCUUUGUCAAAGUGGAUCUGCGAACAGUUUCAUUCGACAUCCCACCACAAGAGAUCUUGACUAAAGAUUCAGUCACAGUUUGUGUUGACGGAGUGGUGUACUUCCGGGUCAGUGACCCCAUCGCCUCUGUAGCUAAUGUGUCCAACGCUGACUUCUCCACCCGUCUGUUGGCUCAAACCACCCUGAGGAAUGUGCUGGGAACCAAAAACCUGGCUGAGCUGCUGUCUGACCGUGAGGGCAUCGCUCACGGCAUGCAGACCAGCCUGGAUGAAGCCACAGACAACUGGGGCAUCAAGGUGGAGCGUGUGGAGAUUAAAGAUGUAAAGCUGCCUCAUCAGCUGCAGAGAGCAAUGGCUGCUGAAGCCGAGGCUGCACGAGAGGCCAGAGCCAAGGUUAUUGCAGCAGAGGGUGAGAUGAACGCAUCUCGUGCCCUGAAGGAGGCGUCCCUGGUCAUCGCAGAGUCCCCAUCCGCCCUGCAGCUUCGCUACCUGCAGACUCUCAACACCAUCGCAGCAGAGAAGAACUCCACCAUCAUCUUCCCCCUGCCCAUGGACGUCAUGUCUCACUUUAUGAAGAAGUGAUUCCUCAGUUGGCUUAUCCUCUUAAGUCACUGAUAAAGACAAACAUGUGGGAUCUGGAUACAUUUCUGUAAAAUACAAAUACAAAUAAGGCCAAUGUUUUAUAUAGUGACUGAUUUCAGAUACUCCUUUACAGUUUAUAUAACAAAGCUGUCAUCAGACAAGACCCUUCAAACAAUAUGAUUUGAAUGAAACAAGGGGACAUAAUGUCUCUGAAAAAAACAUGUUUUCGAACUGGUAUAUUGUUAAACUAUUUAAUUAAUAGUGUCUAAUUUAUGAUACAAUAUAAGGCUAUGUAGAUCGGCUGUGGACUUUGAUAUAUUAAAAUGUUUAGAAUUUCAA